This is a messenger RNA of Parnassius apollo (apollo), 1866 nucleotides long. Lineage: Eukaryota; Metazoa; Arthropoda; Insecta; Lepidoptera; Papilionidae. The record is from the annotation of a GenBank genome assembly.
AUGAUAUCGGAUGUGGAUACUUCUUUGAGAGGAUUUUCCUUCAUGCCAGAGAUCAAAACGAAAGAAAUGGAUUUGCAGUAUGUAGAAGAUCGUGAACUAGAACAAGCAUGGAGAUCAAGACGACGUGAACGUGUGAGGCAACAAGAACAAAAGAUAUGGGAGGAGUUCAUCCAAGAACAAGACAUUGUGCAAAGCGUCUACAAAAGUGACCCCUAUCAAUUCAUAGAAAAUAUACCAGAAACAUGUCUGCAGGAACUCUUAGAGAAAGAGAUCAAUAAAAUGCAAAAGAAAAAGGUUGAAGAGGAAGUGAAAGAAGAAGAUGCAGUUGAAAUAGCCACCACUCCUCCAGACACUCCAUCAAUUGUUGUCCAAAAUGACAAGACAUACAAUGAACGGCAAGAUAUGCAAGAAGUAUUACACAUUUUCUACGAUGAUAAAGACAACGAGGAGUUGUCAGGUAACGAGGGCGAGGUGUUGAAUGAGUCUGGUGGCAGUCCUUUGUGUACCGUCAGAGAGAAUCAGGUAGAAAAGGAACAGCCGAAAGCACAAGAACCCAGUCCAAGUCCUGAGAAAGUACCAGUUUCAGGUAAAUCUUCCGGAAACGUGGCAACCAUGGUUGAGAACAGCAUUUACUGCGCGAAAGUGAAGGAGCUUCGAGCCAGAAUCAAUGAAGAACUUUUGAGCAUCAUUGCGACAGUGGAACAUCAGAACUUAAUCAACAUGGAUCCGGAGGACCUGAAGAAGAUACAGAAGCGCUCAUCGGAGUUCUCCUCUCGAUUUAGCCGCAUACACUUGUACCAGUUGCAGAGGCAGAUACAAGAUCUGAAGCGACACAACAGUGCGGCUUCGCUGCCGUUCGGGCAACACACACAGCUGCAGGCGCAGAUGGUGAGGACUGUGUCGCUCUAUCAGAACUUGUGGCAGGCCUUCUGCGCGUUGCACAAGUGGUUCAGGCAGAGUUUGUGUACUGGCGCUGUGGUGACACUGUGCCGCUGUGCCGCGCGACUGCCGCGCGAUUUGCCCGCCUUCCCCGCAACACCGGAUCCGUGCAACGACGAUUUACUGAAAACUUGUGACCGGUUCGAAGAAACGGUAGCCAAACACGGUGAAAGAGCAGAUGAAUUGAUUAAAAGCCUCGAGGAUGCUAACAAUCCAUACGCCAAAAAGCCGAGCAAAAAUAUGGCGAAGAAAAAUCCAAGCAGUGCCUAUUUAAAAGCCGGCCCCAAAUCAACGUCUAGGGCAGAUGGCAAACUGUCCAUGUACUCAUUGGACACACUGCGAAUCAAUCUGAAAGCGAAGUCCUCGACUACCAGAGAAAACCUGUCAAGUGGAACAUCCAAAUUGUGCGGGACUGCCAGCAAAGCUCUCGAAAAGCGAGCACCAGAUAGAAAUAAAACGCCUAAACAUCGAAGAAAAUCUCCAACUACGGCAAGAGCACGCACGCGGCGUGCUGAGGCCGACGUGCGCACGCUGGUCGAGGCCGUCACUUGCACUUCGAGUCAUGUCAGUUUUGAAGCCAGUUCACAACGCUCCCCAAAUGCAAACAACCUAACUUACCGUAGUAAGGGAGCCAGCCAGAGCGGAAAAAGCAAAGAGACGACUCCCAGAUCGAAACAUCAAGAAACUUCUCGAAAAAUCCAGAAAGUCCCAAACGUGCCCAAAAAUUCGAUUUGUGACGAAAAUUCUACAGUUAAAUCUUGUAGUGAAUUCAGGAAUGAGGAGAUAAACGUAGGAAUUACGAAAAAGAAUUUUAUGGAGUCACCUAGAGCUCACCUGUCACUUGGACAAGAUGGCGCUCAAAGCAGACGGAGUGGAAAGGAAAAUAUGAAGGUCAGUGAUAGUUUAGAACUACUUUCGUUUAUGUAG